Haliotis rufescens (red abalone) is the source of this 471-nucleotide messenger RNA. Its product is annotated as ankyrin repeat domain-containing protein 50-like. The record is from RefSeq and is a predicted model, not a curated record. The transcript has a single exon. Gene Ontology annotation, molecular function: protein binding. The coding region runs from base 1 to 471 and encodes 156 amino acids. NCBI's taxonomy places the organism in Eukaryota, Metazoa, Mollusca, Gastropoda, Lepetellida, Haliotidae.
AUGGAGGCAGCAGAGGAGGGAUACAGAGAAAUUUUGGAGCUCCUUAUUAGUAAGGGAGCUUAUGUGUCACUGGUGGGCGAUGACUGUGACACCAUUCUUCACAUAGCCUGUUAUGGAGGAGAGAUUGAGACGGUGAAGUAUAUCCUGUUUCUGAACGCAGUGGACUUCAACAAGAGUAGAGGAAUGAAGAACAGGACACCGGUUAUGGCGGCAGCAUACCCCGGAUACAGAGACGUGGUGGAGCUCCUUGUGACUAAAGGAGCUGACCUGUCACUGGUGGACGAUUAUGGUGACACUAUCCUUCACUUAGCCUGUCGUGGAGGAGACGUGAGCACGGUGAGGUUUCUCCUGUCUCUGAACGAGGUGGACAUCGACGCCAGGAACAAGAAAGGGCGGACUGCGGCCGACAUAGCGAGAGAGAAGGGAUAUCGCCGUGUGGUGAGACUGCUGGUGUCCCGCGGCGCUCACUGA